Molecule: messenger RNA, 657 nt
Organism: Aspergillus vadensis CBS 113365
Lineage: Eukaryota; Fungi; Ascomycota; Eurotiomycetes; Eurotiales; Aspergillaceae
Exons: 1
Biological process (GO): transcription initiation at RNA polymerase III promoter
Cellular component (GO): transcription factor TFIIIC complex
Source: RefSeq, a predicted model, not a curated record
CGCCCCAUACUUACCCUCCGAGUUCUUCGAAACACCGUUGAAUUUGAUAAAGUGUCUAAUCUUUACGAUGCUCUUCCUUUCUGUGGCUACGCAUUCAGGGAUGGCCCUUGGAAGGACGCACUAAUUGCUUUCGAUUUCGACCCUCGCUACAACCCAAGAUCCCGAAUUUACCAAACUAUCACGCUGGAAAUGUCCUAUGAUCCUAUACUGGCACCUGAUGUCGUCAAGUCCAUGGGAGACAAGAUGCAAAUCUCACUGCCGUACUUCGGGGCAGAAGAUGACCUGAACUCACACAUAUUUUCAGGAAGAACAAUCCACCCCGAGAGCCAGAUAUGGCAGAUAUACAAUAUUACAGAUGUUCUGCUGAGAAGGAUCAUAUCAACGACAGCCCUUCGUCACCGAGCUUGUCAGAAGACUGGCUUUUACCAUAAUAGUACCAUAGCCAAGAUAAUAAUAAUUAUGCGCGACAAAUUGGAAUGCCUACGUGAUGGUUGUGUCGCUUCUGAUCAUUAUUACGAGUGCUUGGUAGGCAUGCCGGACAUAUAUCAGCCAGUCGAAGGUCCUGUAUCUUCUGUAUCCUCAAGGUGCUUCCUACCUGUCGGAUCAACGUACAGUAGGAAAGGGGCGUUCCUCUGGUCUAUGGUACGGAAACUUGCC